This is a messenger RNA of Cucumis sativus (cucumber), 1321 nucleotides long. RefSeq names its product cytokinin riboside 5'-monophosphate phosphoribohydrolase LOG3. The transcript has 7 exons. Gene Ontology annotation, molecular function: hydrolase activity, hydrolyzing N-glycosyl compounds. Gene Ontology annotation, cellular component: cytosol; nucleus. The coding region runs from base 288 to 923 and encodes 211 amino acids. The record is from RefSeq and is a predicted model, not a curated record. Lineage: Eukaryota; Viridiplantae; Streptophyta; Magnoliopsida; Cucurbitales; Cucurbitaceae. Gene Ontology annotation, biological process: cytokinin biosynthetic process.
ACCCACUGAGAAAGGAGAAAGGAAAGAGAAAGAAAGAAAAAAGAGAGGGAAGAGAGUGGUGGCGUAGAAGCAGAAAAGGGUGUGGCCUUUGCCUUUCAUAUUUUUUUUUGUAUUCUUCUGUGCACACACUCUUUGUAUCCAGUUGUUGGGGAAACAUAUACACACAGAACAAACAACAAUUUCAUUCCUUUUUUUUUUUUUUCUUUUCUGAAAAAGCAAAACCCCAUUUUCAUUUGUUUUUGUCACUCAACAAAACCAACCAAAUAAGGGGGAUUUGUAGAGGAUUCAUGGAGGUUGAGAAUGAAAUGAGGCAAUCCAAGUUCAGAAGAAUUUGUGUGUUUUGUGGUAGUAGUCAAGGCAGGAAAAGUAGCUACCAAGAUGCUGCCAUUGACCUUGGCAAUGAAUUGGUUUCGAGGAACAUAAAUCUGGUGUAUGGAGGAGGAAGCAUAGGGCUAAUGGGUUUGGUUUCACAAGCUGUUCAUGGAGGUGGAGGACAUGUUAUAGGAGUCAUUCCCAAGACACUCAUGCCUCGAGAGCUAACUGGUGAAACAGUAGGGGAAGUGAAGGCAGUUGCAGAUAUGCAUCAAAGGAAGGCUGAAAUGGCUAAGCAUUCUGAUGCUUUUAUUGCCUUACCUGGUGGUUAUGGAACUUUAGAGGAGUUGCUUGAAGUAAUUACUUGGGCUCAGCUUGGAAUUCAUGAUAAACCUGUGGGUUUGCUGAAUGUCGAUGGAUACUAUAAUUCCUUGCUGUCAUUUAUUGACAAAGCUGUGGAGGAAGGAUUCAUCAGUCCAAGUGCACGUGAAAUCAUCCUAUCCGCUCCCACGGCAAAGGAGUUGAUGAUGAAAUUGGAGGAGUAUGCACCUUGUCAUGAAAGAGCUGCUUUAAAGUUGAACUGGGAAAUAGAGCAGCUUGGCUAUCUCUAGGAAGGAUAUAGAAUGGCAGAAGGAGGAAAAGAUGGAAUCUGAAUUUUGAAGCUCUAAAUUUCUAUUUUGGGGGAUUCUUUUUUUUGUAAAUUACUGCAAAUUGACCUCAGUAAAUGAAGUUUGCUAUAUUUCCUUCAUUAUGAAACACUAAUUUCCUUUUGAAAUUGUAAGUAAACGAGGUUGAUGAAGGUUUCCCCUCUGAGAAUGGGCUAUCUACUAACUUGAGAGAAAAAAAAAAGGAGAAAAGAAGAAAAAGAAAGAAAUGUUUUGCAAGUGUUUCAUCAAUUAUUGUUCUCUCCAUGUCUCUGUCUCUGUAAGCUAACAGGAAACCUCCAUUAUCAUUUCAUUAUCCAUCUGGGUAUUGGUAAGAAAUGUUAUUGAUUUCAGAUAUUUUGUUA